This is a messenger RNA of Carassius auratus (goldfish), 1702 nucleotides long. RefSeq names its product CMRF35-like molecule 1. The record is from RefSeq and is a predicted model, not a curated record. The transcript has 8 exons. Gene Ontology annotation, cellular component: plasma membrane. Bases 42 to 1103 code for a protein of 353 amino acids. Gene Ontology annotation, molecular function: transmembrane signaling receptor activity. Lineage: Eukaryota; Metazoa; Chordata; Actinopteri; Cypriniformes; Cyprinidae.
GUUCAUUUCAGGUUCUGUCUUGUACUCAUUCAGACCGUCACAUGGCUCGUCCUCUGAUUCUCUUUGGUGUUUUACUUUACACCGCAGGAACUUUGAGCAUGAAGACAUUGGAUCGUGUAACUGUAAGAGAAGGAGGAAGCAUUACAAUCCCCUGUCUGUAUGACAAUCAGUAUAAACAAAACACAAAAUACUGGUGUGAAGGUUAUUUUUGGAAUUAUUGCAAAAUUACAGCAAGUACAAAUGCUAUAGGGAAAUGGACAAUUACUGAUUAUCCAGCAGACAGUAUUUUUACUGUGAAACUCCACAAUCUGAAAUCCUCAGACUCUGGAUAUUAUUGGUGUGCUAUUAUCGGAAAUCAUGCAGAACCAGAUGACAGAAAAUAUUUGUAUGUAACUGUUAAAAAAGCUCCUGAUGUGUUUGUGGUGAACAGCAGUGUAUCUGGACAUGAAGGUGGUGAUAUCAGUGUUCAGUGUUUCUACAGUUCUGGAUACAAGAAUGAAGUCAAACAGUGGUGCAGAUAUAAAGAUCAGAGCUGUUACACAGUGGGGAGGACUAACACAUCCCAGAAUUCAUCAGUCCAGAUCAGUGAUGAUGGGAGAAAAUCCUUCACUGUGCUGAUGACUGGACUGAGACUCACUGAUUCUGGCUGGUACUACUGCUCUGCUGGAGAUCUGCAGGCUCCUGUUCAACUCCUUGUUCAGAGAGACAAUGAAAGUAAAAGUAUGUCUGAAAGUGAUGAUGCUGGUCAAUUUCCCUCUACAUGCAAAAACCAAACAGCAAGCAAAGAUUCAGAGGACAGCAAGUGCUCCCCUAAUGACCCGUCUGACCAGAUGGACUGGAUUUUUCUCCUCCUCUAUACUGCUGUGCCGCUACUUCUAUUACUGAUGCUGGUUUUAGUAAUCUGGAGGCUUGUACAAAAACACAAUGGGGCUUUGACCAAACGAGGACCAGACAUCUGUUCAGUGGCAGAAGGUCAAAAGGCUGUCACGUAUGACACUGUGGUCUUCAAGAAAGCAAAAAAACAUGAACCAAACCAGGUUUCAAUUAGCCACUCUCCUGAACAAUUUGAAGUGAUCUACAGCACUCUAAACCUUCACCAAUAACACAUUAUCUCUGGCCAUUGAAAUUCUGAAUAUUACAAUCUGCAGUAAUGGCAUCUUCGCCUGUUUUACAUCAUGCAGUUUCUUUUAAAGCUGCAAAGGACGCCACGAGACAGAAAAAGAGGAACCUUCAGAACACAUUUUAGAGUUUAAGUGUUGCAUGUGGGUCAUGGUUCACCAGAUUAUUAUUUUGCUAUUAAGAUUUUUGCCACAUCUUUAAAAGUGUCACCUAUUUUUUGUUAAGUGGUAAAAGUUCUUCUGCUGUUCUACUUUUAUUCUUAGUCAAUGUGAGAAGCAAAACUGAAACAUCUUUGCCACAUGACAGAAUGACACAAUGAGUUCAGGUCAGCUUUUAGGUCAAUGAUUAGUUAGACCACUUCAGAGAAACCUGAAAAAAUAUGCUCAUUUUAAAUCUAAUUACUUAGUAUUUGUUUUUGCAUAAAUAACUGUUCUGUUUUGUGUUUUGAGCUACUUAAUACCUUAGCAUUAUUAUUGUUGAUUGUGUAAGAUUUAGUUGUAAAACUGUCAUUUGUAGUUUAGAAAAUAUUUAAUGGCUUUUCCAGUGAAUGUAUUAUAAAUGUUAUUACAUUAAAAAAAAUCUA